Oncorhynchus kisutch (coho salmon) is the source of this 3482-nucleotide messenger RNA. RefSeq names its product bestrophin-3-like. The transcript has 8 exons. Gene Ontology annotation, molecular function: chloride channel activity. NCBI's taxonomy places the organism in Eukaryota, Metazoa, Chordata, Actinopteri, Salmoniformes, Salmonidae. The record is from RefSeq and is a predicted model, not a curated record. Bases 1094 to 2833 code for a protein of 579 amino acids.
UAGUUUAUAGUAUUAGCCUAUUAACUCUAUGAGCUACUAGCGCUGUGCUGAGAUGAGAAUGGCUGUUUCUACCUGAAUACUGUAGAGGUGCUUUCCAGAUGUGCUGAAAGUGCUUAACAAUUUAAGUGGGAAAUUCACCUCAUCCGCAACCCCAUGUGUGUAGCUUUGCCUGGCGACCCAAACACUUCGCUCCAGCCAAACGCUACGCCACGCCCACAUAUGUUAGUUUCUUCUUCGCGGUAAUGUAGCGAACAUAAGAGCAGCGGAAGAAUUCAGUUUGAGUCGUCGGGCAAAUGUGUAUCAGCCACCUAAAAACAGAAUGACAACAGUGCAAUACUUUCUCGAUCACCACACACAUGCGCACGCACGCACAAACACUGACACACACGCGCACGCACGCACAAACACCGACACACACACUGCGUUAACUGUCUGACUUGCUUGCUACUAUCCAACCAAAUGAACCCAACUAAUCCUCAACAGUGCCAGGCAACAAACUAAUGAUCGUGAUUUGUCAACCCUUACUUAAUAACAGAAACUCUCCGACAGACACUGAUUCCAAUGGGGGAAAUGAACUGGUGAUUGAGUUAAUGGAAGGAAAUCAUUAGGAGUCGGACCAAAGCAGGGAAAGAGGGAUAUUGUUGGGUUUGCUUGGGUACUGGAGUGCUUUGCAUGGCAUAUCAGAUUGUUGCUUAAUAGCGUUGUGCUUCUGUGUGAAUGGCACAAAGUGGCUUUCAUGACAUUUAUGUAUCUCAGUUUAUGUCAAUAAAAUAUUGAUAUGGACUGGGAUGAAGUUGCCCUAGACAAUGAUCUAGGGGUCAAUUUUCUGUUUUGAGCUUGAGGCUCAAAUGUAGCCUGAAGAGUACUGCACUACGUAGGAAAUUAAAUGUAAUUUCGGAAAGCAGCCCUUCUCAACCCAAACCUCAUCCUUGGUUGCUACUGUGGUCAUACCUGACAAAAUACUGUUUAGACUUACUGUAGAUCAGGGAUUUCCAACCCUGUUCCUGGAGAGCUACCAUCAGGUUUCUACGUAACCCUGGUGGUCAACCGUUGGUGGAACCAGUUUGUGAAUCUGCCUUGGCCCGACCGCCUCAUGUUCCUGGUCUCCAGCUGUGUUCACGGCCACGACGAGCAGGGCCGCCUCCUCAGACGCACGCUGAUGCGCUACGUCAACCUCACCUCACUGCUCAUCUUCCGCUCUGUCAGCACCGCCGUCUGUAAGAGAUUCCCCACCAUGGAGCAUGUGGUGGAGGCAGGCUUCAUGACUCCAGAAGAGAGGAAGAUCUUUGAUGCUGUCAAGUCUCCCCACCUGAAGUACUGGAUCCCUGUGGUGUGGUUUUCUAACAUGGCGUCCAGGGCUCGGACGGAGGGGCGCAUCAAGGACAGCGUGGACCUGCAGACCAUCCUCAACGAGAUGAACACAUUCAGGACUUGGUGCUCUACUCUAUUUGGUUAUGACUGGGUUGGGAUUCCUCUCGUCUACACACAGGUAGUAACCCUGGCCGUCUACACCUUCAUCUUUGCCUGUAUUAUUGGUAGACAGUUCUUGGACCCAGCUCAGGGUUACCCAGGUCAUGACCAGGACUUUUACGUUCCCAUCUUCACUAUGCUACAGUUCUUCUUCUACUCUGGCUGGCUCAAGGUUGCUGAGCAGCUCAUUAAUCCAUUUGGGGAGGAUGAUGACGACUUCGAGGCUAACUGGUGUAUCGACAGAAAUCUGCAGGUGUCGUUGAUCGCUGUGGAUGAGAUGCACAUGAACUUCCCUCCGAUGACUAAAGACAUUUACUGGAACGACUCUGAGGCUCUGCCUCCCUACACCCUGGCUGCUGCAGACUACUGCAUACCCUCCUUCCUCGGAUCCACCAGAGAGUUGGAUCUAUCGGGCAUUUUUCAGUUCGGAGAGGCAGACAAAAUGGACAUUCACAGACAGGACAGCCACAACAGCAAUCACAACUUCCGUCAUGGUCGUCAAACGUCAGUCCUGGGGCACGUGCGUAGGCUUCUCAGCGUCCAGGAUCCCCCAGAGCUCGUUCCUCCUCGGCCCUCCUUCAAACGUCACAGCAGUGAGGCCUUCUUCCCCUUCAGACCUGACUCCCAUGACUACCCUGGAUCAGACGACCAGGCCUCCCCAGGACCUGAUCACUCUCUGUUCCCCAGACCCAACCUCUUUAACUCCCAUAACCCCCUCUCGACCAACCACCCUCUGGAUACGCUACGGGAGGUUAGCAGUACUCUUUCUUCCCUGGACACUGAGCCCCGUACGCCGUCCUUCACAGACCUGCCUCAGUGGGUGGUAAGUCCACCUGCUUCUUCUGAUGCUCAUGGGGAUAGUGGUUAUGGGGGUGAUGGAGGGACGUGUGGGGCGUUAUCUGGGGCUCCACAACCCCUGAAUCAUAUAGAGGCCUUCUCCCAACAGACAGGGCAUGAGCAGGCCUCAAGUAAGCCUGGGACUCCAGUAGAUCUGUCCCCCAUUGUGGAGGCUCUGGCCCUGAACACGAAUCAGGGCAACAGCUGUACCCAACCGAGGCCCAAGAAGUUGAGCUGGAACAUCCCCAAAGACUGGUGUAAGCCACAGAGACGUCAACUGUCCUUCCAGUUCUCCAGACAGGGCUCAAAGAGCUCCCUGCACAGCCUGCCUAGUCCUCAAGGCCUAGGGAGGAGGAGAGGCCGAAACACUUCCACAGCCCUCCACUUUCCUGCUGAGCCUGCCCAGUUCCAAGCACUGCAAGUCCCAGAGACAGACAUUCUGGAGUCCAAUGGUCAUGAGAGUGACAAGAAGGACACCAAUGACAGCCAAGAGAACAAGGACAAGUCACAAUCGGAGAAGUCGUAAUGUUCUCCUGACUUACAGUACAUAUCGACCUGCUGUGCCCUAGUAUGAGUCACUUAACAGGAUCUCUAAGGGUGUACCCAGCAUUAUUAUAAUUUACAUCCUAAUAAACAUAAAGUGUUUGUUUUAUAAUCAAAUAUAAUUUAUUCAGUCAUCGUUCACUGUUAAUCAUUGUACUCACAAAAUGAUGCAACAAAAAAACACCUGAUUGAGUUUAAACAAUUAUUUAUUACAUUUAGUAGAAUGGAAAUGCAUGAAUUUUUCUCAAAAGAUGCCAGACAGCCACUGAUAAUGCUGGACAGACAGCCUUUCAGCCUUCCCAUGAAGCACUUCAGUCUCAGUGAUGAUGACAGGAGGUGCAGCAUGGUGAUUCCAUGCAUCGCUUCAUCCACUCUUUCACUAUCCUUCCUUCCUUCCUCCUAUCAUCCAUCCAUCACUCCCUACUUCCAUCGCUCCCUUCCCACCUCCCAUCUAUGAAUCCAUCUCUGCAUCCAAUGUUGCAUAGCGUGUGUGUCUGGCCUUAGCGAAGCCCACCCUGUCCUGUCCCCGGUCAUAUAUACUAUAGUAAUCAGAGAGGAACACGUCCCCUAGGAUCCACAGAGGAUCCGUCGAGGAGUGCAGAUCCUCCCCCUGGAACCCACUGAAACAGAUC